Phycodurus eques (leafy seadragon) is the source of this 4726-nucleotide messenger RNA. RefSeq names its product glutathione hydrolase 7. Gene Ontology annotation, molecular function: glutathione gamma-glutamate hydrolase. Gene Ontology annotation, cellular component: plasma membrane. Gene Ontology annotation, biological process: glutathione catabolic process. The record is from RefSeq and is a predicted model, not a curated record. Lineage: Eukaryota; Metazoa; Chordata; Actinopteri; Syngnathiformes; Syngnathidae. The transcript has 16 exons. Bases 1000 to 3042 code for a protein of 680 amino acids.
GAACAUGAUUUGCAAAUCAUUGUAUUCUGUUUUAUUUAUGUCUAACACAACGCCCCAACUUAAUUGGAAUUGGGGUUUUACAAGAAAGAGGCUCGACGAAGUAGCAGCUAUUUCGUCGUCGUGGUAUUUCAUUAAAUUCGUGCGGGCUGUGGUUUCCGUGCGUUCAGCCGAAAAUCACACGGCAAGAGCGGCUUCAUUCUUUACUAUUUUGAAGCGUCAAAUUUUUUUAAUCAUUUGUAUUUGCAAGGGUCGUUAACACAGUCAACCCCGAAGAUUUAUUUUCACUUCACAGGGACUUUAAAAAAAAUCUAAAUGUUUGCAUAUAAUUUUGGGCGACUAUAACGUAGUUAUAUUUUGUCUUCUGGGUGUCGUCGGAGGAUGGGAAAGACACAAGAGGAUGUAAGCGACCGGAGCAGGUGAUCACUUGACAUUUUCCAUCCAGUUUGCUCGCUUAAGCUUGUUCUUCCCCGGACCUCGACACGACGCGCAGGACUCGCGGCUGCUGUUGUGUUUCAGAAACAGAAAGGUGUGACGUUUAGCAAGACAAUUCCUGUGCCUGCGUGUGACCAUCCCGGCGCUGCUUUGGCAGCCCUGUGGUUGAAUGCUGGACAUGUACGGGCUUUAAUUGUAAAGCAAUAACGUCAAUAGUGAGGCAUUGUUCCGAACCAGUUGUGCCGGUUGGGCACCUUCUUCUUCUCCUCCCCACCCGUGGAAACCGAUUGUGACCGAGAAGGACGACGACCGCGACACUUGAGCUCUUAAAAACGGGUUCCUGUUCGCGCAGUUGUCGCAAAAUGCACCAGCAUCGGAGCAACGCACCCAUUUGAUCAAAACAACUGGGGGCGUAGAAAGGUCAAAGCUGUGACCUAAUUUGAUAGACAAGUCAGCAACAGAAGUGGGCCUCAUAUUUUUCACCCAGUAUACACAGUAGUCUUGUCCCUUAAAUGUUUUAUUUAAAGAUAGCACAGGCUGAGUGUGUGGGACCCACGAUCAAGAAGAAUGGCCAUGCACAGUCCAUCCCCUGAAGUAGGGUCAGGGUACCCUGACGGGUUCGCGGUAACUAAAGAUGCCACUCCCGAGACAACGCUGGGCAGUGCCUAUUCUCCGGUGGACUACAUGAGCAUCACAAGCUUCCCCAGGCUGCCAGAGGACGAAGUGACGCAGGGGGACAACAACGUUGUCAAAUCUCGCAAAAAUGAUGACAACAACUUGGGCGAGCAAGAGACUGACCCAGAUGUGUUUUUGAAGUCUGCACGUCUCCAGCGUCUCCCGUCCUUGACGUCUGACCUGGCCUACCACGACGCCGUGUCCUUGAGGGAGACCACCCGAGACCCUUUUACGCAAGAUUGUGCUUGCCAGCGGGACGGGUUGACAGUCAUCAUCACAGCCUGUCUCACCUUUGCCACGGGCGUCACUGUUGCUCUCAUCAUGCAGAUCUACUUUGGAGACCCCCAGGUCUUUCACCAAGGAGCGGUGGUGACAGAUGUGGCACGGUGUACAUCCCUUGGGUUUGAAGUUUUGGGGAAGCAGGGGUCCAGUGUUGACGCUGCCAUCGCUGCUGCCUUCUGUUUGGGCAUUGUACACCCUCAUACCUCAGGUUUAGGAGGAGGGGGAGUUAUGUUGGUGCACGAUAUCCGGAAAAACGAGACAAGGGUCAUUGACUUCCGAGAAACAGCGCCAGCUGCCAUUCGGGAAGAGUUACUUCAAACAAACCUUGAUCUCAAUCCUGGUCUGCUUGUUGGAGUACCAGGAAUGCUCAGUGGGAUGCAUCAGGCACACCAACUUUAUGGCAAAAUAACAUGGAAGGAAGUGAUUACCAUGGCAGCAGACGUGGCCAGAAAUGGAUUUAAUGUCACUCAUGAGUUAGCUGAAGCGCUUGCUAAUGUUAAGGACCAGAACAUUUCGGAUGCAUUUCGGGAUCUGUUCCUCCCCAAUGGUCAGGCUCCCCUCUCUGGGUUGUUGAGCAGACGACUGGAUUUGGCCAGUUUCCUGGAUGCUGUCGCAGUUAAAGGGAUAUCAGAGUUCUACAGUGGAAACCUGACACAGGAAAUUGCUUCUACGGUGCAAGCAAGUGGUGGGGUGUUAACAGAAGAUGACUUUGGUAACUACAGCACAGUCCUACAGCAACCAGAACACAUCAACUAUCAGGGACACCAUGUGAUGGUGGCGCCAGCGCCUCAUGCAGGUGUUGGCCUGAUCGCAGCACUCAAUAUCCUGGAAGGUUACAACAUUACCAACCAGGUGCCCAGGAACAACACGUAUCACUGGACUGCAGAGUCUGUGAAAAUCGCUCUGGCUCUGGUGAGUGGCCUCGGGGACCCCAUGUAUGACACUUCAGUCUCAGAGAUGGUCACCAAGAUGUUGAGCAAACAACAAGCAUCCUCGCUCCGCCAAAUGAUCAACGACUUUCAGGCCUUUCCUGCCAGCCAUUAUGCGCCCUCGUUUAGUUUGGAGGACGGUGCAGCAGCUGCCCAGGUCAUGGUGAUGGGCCCAGAUGACCACAUUGUCUCAGUUGUAAGCUCCCUAAAUAAACCAUUUGGCAGUCGGAUAGUGACUCCUUCUGGAAUCCUGUUGAACAGCCAAAUAAUGGCCUUUUCCUGGCCUAACAAAACCCAAAGCUUCACACCUAAUCCUCAUAACACCCUCCAGCCUGGGAAAAGGCCGUUGUCCUUCCUGAUGCCCACUGCAGUGAGGCCAUCUAAUGGGUUUUGCGGUACAUACAUUGCGGUUGGAUCCUCCAAUGGAGCGAAAGCUCUUAGUGGCAUCACACAGGUGCUGCUGAAUGUUUUGUCCUCACGUAAAAACAUGAGUGAUAGUUUAGCAUAUGGUAGACUCCACGCACAGCUGGAGCCAGACAUCCUACUCGUGGACUCUGAAUUUCUAGAUGAAGAUGUUGAGAUGCUGCAGGCCAAAGGUCACAAGAUUGAGAGAACAGAUGUUUUGUCAUUGGUGGAGGGGACCCGGAGAAGUAAUGACCUUAUUAUUGGAGUGGCGGACCCCCGUAGUGCUGAUGCCUCAGCCCUCACAAUGUCCAGGACUUAGCAGUUGUCCUAAAACACUGCCGCUGAUUAAUUUGGACACUGAACAAGUUGAAUAGCUAUGUACUGUUCCCAGCGAAACCAAACUACACAGAUGUGCAGUUUGAGAUCAUUUUGGACCUGUUGCGAGACAGAUUAUUUUAAGGCAACAGUCGAAGAGACCAUUGUUGGCACACCUAUCACAGUGGAAUACCAUCUGUUCUCCCCCACACAAUGACAUUCAUCAAUGUCUGCUAGGCGGAUACUACAAAGAAAAAUGCAUGUAUCCAAUUAGAUUCAGACCAAUACAUUUAAUCUGAAAUUCAUCUCAGACUGCAGAAAAUAAAUGUGUAAUUUUGCAGAUAUGAAACAUUUUGCGAACAGGCUUCUUUGAAACCGCAUGAGCCUCUCUCUCUCUCUCUCUCGCUCGCUCUCUCUCUAUAUAUAUAUAUAUCCAUCCAUCCAUCCAUUUUCUGAGCCGCUUCUCCUCACUAGGGUCGCGGGCGUGCUGGAGCCUAUCCCAGCUGUCACCGGGCAGGAGGCGGGGUACACCCUGAACUGGUUGCCAGCCAAUCGCAGGGCACAUAGAAACAACCAACCAUUCGCACUCACAUUCACACCUAUGGGCAAUUUAGAGUCUCCAAUUAAUGCAUGUUUUUGGGAUGUGGGAGGAAACCGGAGUGCCCGGAGAAAACCCACGCAGGCACGGGGAGAACAUGCAAACUCCACACAUUGAACCCGGGUCCUCAGAACUGUGAGGCUGAUGCUCUAACCAGUCGGCCACCGUGCCGCCUUCAUAUAUAUAUAUAUAUUUUUUAUAUAUAUACAUAUAUACAUAUAUAUAUAUAUAUAUAUAUAUAUAUAUAUAUAUAUACAUAUACAUAUAUAUAUAUAUAUAUAUAUACAUAUAUAUAUAUAUAUAUAUAUAUAUACACACACACACACACACACACACAACAUUGAUGCUGUCCAAUGCUCCUCCCUGUCUUUGACUAUUCUUUUUAAAAGUAUUUGACCCCUUGAGAUGCUAAAGAAGCUAAUAGGUUUUUGUUUUUUUGUUUUUUUUAAAGCCAAGCGGUUCAGAAUUGUUGCACCAUCGGUUGAACACACUAAAUACAACCCUACACUUCUGCUUGUUACAGUGCUGUGUAACAUUGGUUCGUUGUUUGACUCACAGAAUUAACAGAAAAUUUUAAUUCAAACAAGUUACUAUAUGUAGAUGUACACUUUUUUUUUUUUCAGUCUAUGCGACCAGAGAUGAUAUUUAUGUUUUACAAUUAUUUCAGGUUCCAUACUUGAAGUUAGAAUCAACACCUGUUGUAAAUUUCUUUCAAGUGGUUUUAUAUUAGUGUGCACUGGUGAUCAACUUAAAUUGUGCAAUAUGGCUUUGUUGCUUGUUAUGUUCUGGAGAGUGCCACACACUCAUUUGAACAAUAGUUCAAUGAUUUUUGUGUGAUUUUAUUGUUUAUACAGAUAAACAAUCAAUCAUUCUGAUAAUAAUAAAAUUGCAUGUGUGUCAUUUACAUAUAUUUUACAUAUAGUUAACAAUGAUUCUGUAGUUUUCUGUUCUGAAGAUUCUUUUGUGAACAUUCCUGAAAACUUGUGUACAGUAUGUUUUGUACAUUGACACAUUACUAUUAUUUCGUUUACAUUGAUGAUUUAGCACCUUUGAAUAAUAUCCAUAUAACAAUUAAAUGCUCAUGCAAACG